CCGCCCUCUCCUCUCGCCUUCUCUAUAAGCUCUUCUCUCUUUAUUUCUCUACUCCGUCUGUCGCUCUUCUUCCAGGGCUCCAGUGGCGUCCGCAUUCCUCCGCCAUUACUCCUCUCUGUACCACUGUAGAUAACUCGUGAUACAUAAUUUAGUGGCCAAGUAAUAGUUAUGCCCCUGUUGAAAAGAAAGCCGUUUCCCUUGGCUGAUUCGCCCAAAGAUUUGGAGAACCAUGAGCUUGUAUAUCAAGUUCGGUUCACUAAGGAGGUAUUCCGCGAUUACAGUGAGUAUCUGAGUAGGAUAAAUUUAUACCGUCGAAGAGUUUGGAUGUGUAAGUUCACUGGAAAAAGUAAUUUGACAUACGAGGAGGCUCUGGUGUCUGAAAAAUGUGCUGCAGAGAAGGUUCAGCAGUUCCCUAAAGAUCUUAUCGUCCCUGCUCUACAGAUUAUCCAAUACAGCAUGUUGUCUCUGAAAGAUCUUGCAGACACAAUUGCCGUGAAGUUACAGGAGUUUCUGUUUGUUGGUACAGAAUUGUAUGGAAGGAGGGAAGAUCAGAUUUAUCCAUGCAAAAUUGUCAAAGUGCUUGAGAAUGAUGCUGGUGACGAAUUACAAUAUGAGGUAGUUUGGCUCGACAAAAAUAAGAAAGUAACAGAAACGGCAUUAUUGAACGUAGAGGAUUUAGUACAGAAAAAGCCUCCUUUGAGCAGAAGGUUUUUGAAGUCGUUCAUUCGGGAAUCUACAUAUCGCAGUGCUCCUUGGGUACUUCAUGACAAACUAGCACAAAAUCAUGGAAUUUCAACUGAUCUUCCCCAAGAAUUGAGAAGCAAAGCCUUUUUCCGUGAUGGGCUUUUAGUUUGCAAUAAAAAGAGAAAAACUAACGACAUGGAAGCAAGUAAUCCUGGAAAAUGUAAAAGGAGGGACAGGGCGAAUGGCUCAACUGCAGAAAAUGGUGCAAACAAAGCAGAAGGUCUUGAUGAAGAUAUCAAAUAUCCAAUUGAUGAUCUCUUAGUGCAGCCUGGUGUGGAUGAUCCAGUUUUCUCAGAACGACCUUCUCCUUCGAGGGAAUUCAAAGUUCCAAUGAACUGCGUCGGAGAUCUUUUGAUGGUUUGGGAUGUUUGCUCGUCUUUCAGUCGACUUUUGAACUUGUGGCCAUUUUCUCUUGAUGAUUUAGAGCGUGCUAUCUAUCACAAAGAAAGUAAUGUACCUCUCCUUGUGGAAGCACAUUCAGCAUAUUUCCGUUUGCUUUUAAAAGAUAAUGGAGAAUAUUCCUCACUUGUUGAAGGAAAAAAGCGGAAGAUGAAGAUUACAUUAGUUAACUGGACAGAGUACCUCUGUGACUUCCUAGAAAUGAUUGGGAAUCCUAAAUUAUGUGCCAACACUGCAACUAUUAAACGAGGUCACUAUGGCCUUUUGGAUACUCACGUCAAACUGGGAAUCUUAUGCGAGCUGGUUAAUCAUUCCCUGGAAUCAAAUAUAUUCAGGGAAAAGUUAGAUGAAAUUAUUGAACAGAGGCAGGCACUUGGAGCUACCAGAAGAGGGGAAGCCUUGGAAGAAGGCCGAAAGAGAAGAGAAGAGAAAGAACGCUUGAAAUCCGAGCCUAUGUCCAAUGGACAUGUAAAUGGGCAUCUUACAGAUCCCGAAAAGAGCGAAAUAUCCAAAUCUGAUCCUGGAAGACGGUGUAAAGAUUCAUCAAAAAAUAGGAAUGGGGUGGUUAUAUCAACUCAAAAUGGUCUUUCCCCUGUAAAAAGUGAGGAUGAUCAUCCUAUUGCUUAUUUGAAGAAAAUGGCCAAGAAGCGGAAUAGUGAUGUAACAGUUUCUACUUCUACAAAUUCACCAAAGAAGGAAGCAAAGGAUCAUAGGAUGGAAUUUCUUGAUAAGAAUACCAUAAAAGAGAGGAGGGAAUAUUACGAGCGGGAGUUGGAGAAACGCUCGAUAAAAACGAAUCCCUUGGGUAAAGACAGAAAUCAUAACAGGUAUUGGUGGUUCCGUCGUGAUGGAAGGAUUUUUGUAGAGAGCUCAGACUCCAAGGAGUGGGGAUAUUACAGUAGCAUAGAAGAGCUUGAUGCAUUUAUAGGCUCACUGAAUUGCAAGGGGGAGAGAGAGAGAGAACUCGGCAAGCAUCUCGAAAAAUCUUAUAGAAGAAUUUGCGUUGAACUCAACAAGAGAUCGAAGGAUAUAACUAACCAAAUAGCAGCAGAGGAGGCGGUGCUACGACGAUCCACACGCGUUCGUGCUCCUCCUAGGGAAAAUCCGGCUACUGCGUAUCUGAGAUAUGUUAACAGGUGGAAGGAGGAUUGAUUGAUUGAUCCAAAGCUAGUUUUUUAUUGAUUGAGAUAUGUUUAUGUUUUUGUUCUCCUCAACUUGGCAUGGUUGGUGGAGAUGUGUGUGUGAUAUAGCGAUGGUAACUGAAAGAGAGUGAGGGGUGAGAAGUGGGGGAGCAGUGGGAAGAGAAGGGAUGGGGCAAUUUUUUUUCUUCAGCUCAUUCCAUUAAAAGCUUCACCGUAUGAUUAACUUCUUUUUUUUUUUUUUUGUAAAGGAUCGCCUUAGGCAUUCUUUAUUUGUAGCAUCAAACAGCUAACAAAUUACUAUAACAGCCAAACAUCUGAGUUACUGAAAGGGCUGGUGGGUGCCCCCAGGAUUGUUCAUGGUUUAGACUUGUAUAUGAUAUAAGAUAUUUAAGGAUAUUAGAUAAAAUAGAUCGAUUUAUUA
Molecule: messenger RNA, 2706 nt
Organism: Cucurbita pepo subsp. pepo (vegetable marrow)
Lineage: Eukaryota; Viridiplantae; Streptophyta; Magnoliopsida; Cucurbitales; Cucurbitaceae
Product: DDT domain-containing protein
Source: RefSeq, a predicted model, not a curated record